GUAGCUUACUAGCUAGGAACUUGUGGAGUGAAGCGUAAAUUGCAACUUGACAAAACAGAACAAUUUAUCUACAGGUCGGCCACAGUUGCAUCAUGCUGAACAGAACAGUAGACCAUGUCUGAUCAAAUAGCAAGCUCAACACAUUUUUAGUGUGGCGGGGACCGUCUCCCGGGACAUGCGCUGGUGUUUCCAGGAAUUGUUUUACUUUCAGUCUGUUUAUCUCAUGAACAUGGCUCAAUUCACUGGCUUUGACAAGGAUAUAUGGGAGUCUCAUAACAGCAUGAUGCAAGAACCUCUGAGCAGCAAUGAUCCUGAGGUAUUUGACAUCAUUAAAAAGGAGAAGAAGAGGCAGAUAUAUGGAUUGGAGCUCAUUGCCUCAGAGAACUUCACCAGUCGAGCAGUUUUGGAAGCUUUGGGCUCAUGCAUGAACAACAAAUAUUCAGAGGGAUAUCCUGGCCAAAGAUACUAUGGUGGCACGGAGCACGUUGAUGAACUGGAGCGGCUCUGUCAGCAAAGGGCUCUGAAGGUUUAUGGCCUUAAUGCAGAAAAGUGGGGAGUGAAUGUACAGCCUUAUUCUGGGUCGCCUGCCAACUUUGCUGUGUACACGGCCGUCGUGGAGCCUCACGGGAGAAUCAUGGGUCUUGAUUUGCCUGAUGGAGGUCACCUGACCCAUGGCUUUAUGACGGACAAAAAGAAAAUCUCUGCCACUUCUAUUUUCUUUGAAUCUAUGCCAUACAAGGUCAACCAGGAGACUGGUUACAUUGAUUAUGACCGACUGGAGGAAAAUGCACGCCUCUUUCACCCAAAGCUAAUCAUUGCAGGUGUCAGCUGUUACUCCCGCAACCUAGAUUACGGCCGCAUGCGGAAGAUAGCGGAUGAGAAUGGGGCUUACCUUCUGGCUGACAUGGCGCACAUUAGUGGGCUUGUGGCAGCUGGAUUGGUCCCUUCCCCUUUUGAGUACUGUGAUAUAGUCUCCACCACUACCCAUAAGACCCUGAGGGGCUGCAGGGCAGGGGUCAUCUUUUACAGGAAAGGGGUACGCAGUGUGGACUCGAAAACUGGAAGGGAAUCUCUCUACAACCUGGAAAGUUUGAUCAACCAGGCUGUGUUUCCUGGACUGCAGGGGGGACCUCAUAACCAUGCCAUUGCAGGAGUGGCUGUAGCUCUGAAGCAGGCACUUACUUCAGAGUUUAAGGUCUAUCAGACACAAGUGCUGGCAAAUUGCAGGGCCCUGGCAGAUGCUCUUUUGGAGAAGAGCUAUAAAGUCGUUACUGGUGGUUCUGAUAAUCAUCUUAUCUUGGUUGACCUCCGUCCAAAUGGAACUGAUGGUGGGAGGGCGGAGAAGGUGCUAGAGGCCUGUGCUAUUGCCUGCAACAAGAAUACCUGCCCAGGCGAUAAGAGUGCUUUGCGUCCCAGUGGUCUUCGUCUUGGAUCUCCUGCACUCACCUCGCGAGGGCUAGUGGAGGAAGAUUUCCGCCAGGUUGCAGAAUUUGUUCACAGAUGCAUUCAGUUAACUGUGGAGAUCCAGAAAAACAUGAACCCCAAGGCCACUUUAAAGGAGUUCAAAGAAACAUUGGCUCAGGAUGAGGAAUAUCAAAAGAAAAUGAAAGAAAUCCGAGUUGAGGUUGAAGCGUUUGCUCAAAAAUUCCCUAUGCCUGGACUGCCAGAGCUAUGAGCCUGUUGCAUUCAUGCUUUGAACCUUGAGCCAAGCUUUACAAUUGAUCAUUGUUUUCCUUUGUACUUAAUUCGCUUGUGUGCCCUACUACAGAAUUUCAAUAGUGCAAAGAUUUUUACUGCUAAGUUUAAAUGUCCAACUGUAAGCAAUGCCAAUCCUUACCAUGAAUUGUUUGUGUAUAUAUGUUGCAUGUGAUUCUUAAAGGCAAAUGUAUCAGUUUGUCCUAGUUGGCAUAUUCAUAGUGUGACAACGUGCCACCACUCCACAUAUACUGGGACGAAGGUAGUAUAUAAUGUGUAUAUACCUAGCCUUUUAAAUAUUACAAGGGUUUAGUAUAAGAAUUGUUAAGAAAUUCAGACUUCACAAAUUUAAAUGAGGAAUGUUUUAAUGAAACUCAAUGGCAGAAAACAGUGGGCAACAACUUAAUGCACUUGGAUCACCUGAAAAUUCACUUAAACACAAGUCAUCUUAAAGAUCACUUACUUCACCCUGGACAAAAUCACAAAAUCUACAAUGUACACAUGCGCAACACUUUCUAUUUUGUUUUGGAUAAUUGUGUAAGGGAAAACUUACUCCAAAAAACAUCUGCGAUCAUAGAAGAUGCAAUGCACAUUACAAUAUGGCUUGUUAAAUAACAU
Molecule: messenger RNA, 2313 nt
Organism: Electrophorus electricus (electric eel)
Lineage: Eukaryota; Metazoa; Chordata; Actinopteri; Gymnotiformes; Gymnotidae
Gene: shmt1
Product: serine hydroxymethyltransferase 1 (soluble)
Biological process (GO): tetrahydrofolate interconversion
Cellular component (GO): cytoplasm; nucleus; mitochondrion
Molecular function (GO): glycine hydroxymethyltransferase activity; pyridoxal phosphate binding
Source: RefSeq, a predicted model, not a curated record